Messenger RNA from Hyposmocoma kahamanoa, 3319 nucleotides. RefSeq names its product helicase POLQ-like (gene mus301). The transcript is spliced from 16 exons. Gene Ontology annotation, molecular function: nucleic acid binding; ATP binding. The coding region runs from base 33 to 3041 and encodes 1002 amino acids. NCBI's taxonomy places the organism in Eukaryota, Metazoa, Arthropoda, Insecta, Lepidoptera, Cosmopterigidae. The record is from RefSeq and is a predicted model, not a curated record.
CUGUAAACAAGACAUUUCAAGAGAAUACGUCAAUGACUAAAAAACGACGGUUUGGUAUAGACAGAUCGUUACAGCGUAAUAUUCAUAUUUUAGAUAUAGAAAACCAUGAUUUGGCCAGUUCAAAUAGUAGACCGAUGUCACCACUUGAUAAACCUGACGACCCGCCCCUGCCGUGUAAUCAAAUCGAGUAUUUAUGUGACUCCGGGAACACGAGUUCUAUAUCCAGUAAUAUCCCUUGUUCGCCUGGUGUUUUGGACUGUUCCGUGAUAAGGAAUAUAGAGAAAUGGGAGUCUUUUGUUAGUAGAGAUUUAAAUACUGUUUUAAAUGAAGUUUCAUCAACUGUAUGUAGAGAAUUUAAUGAAAUAGAGAGUAUAUCAGAUGACAUUUUCUACUCGAAGUUGAACCAGGAAUGUAGUCAAAUAAAUUGUGGUAACAAUGCUUUAUUGACUUCAGAAUGUGAAAAAACUUUUAAAGAAAAAGUUGAACACACUUUUGAAGUAGUAAAUCAAUCUAUAUGUGGUUUAGAAAGUAAAGAAAAUCAGGCCAGAAGUAGUUUAUUUGAGACCAAAGAUUCUUUUCUGCUAGACAUCAAAGAAAGCAGUAUUGUAUUAGAAGAAAAAGAUAAUCAACCAAAGACAAGUAACCUUAAAAUUGUGGAAAGUAAAUUAUGUGAUAACAAGAGCUUUUAUGGAUUACCUAUUAUAACAAAAAGUUUAUUUAAAACUUAUAGGAAUAUAGAAAAGUUUUAUGAUUGGCAAGAAGAGUGCUUAAAUCUAGAUGCAAUCAGAAAUCGGCAUAACCUUAUCUAUGCGUUACCAACUAGUGGCGGGAAGACACUUGUAGCCGAGGUGCUUAUGCUCCGAGAAGUGCUAAAUAGGAAACAGAAUGCACUAUUUAUACUGCCUUUUGUUGCCAUUGUACAGGAGAAGAUCUGGUCCCUAUCUCCAUUCGCCGUUCAACUAGAGUUCCUAGUUGAAGAAUAUGCCGGAGGCAAAGGUCAUAUUCCGCCUAAAAAGCGACGCAAGAAAAACAGCAUUUACAUAGCUACUAUAGAAAAAGGAUUGGCGUUAGUUCGAAGCUUGAUUGAAUUUAAUCGACUGGAUGAAAUUGGCCUUAUUGUGGUGGAUGAACUACAUCUGAUAGGAGAACCGGGUAGAGGAGGUACUCUAGAAACUCUCUUAUCAACUGUUAUUUUUGCUACCAAGGCUAUCCAAAUCGUGGGUAUGAGCGCGACAAUCGGCAACCUACCCGAACUGGCUCGCUUUCUCAAGGCGGAAGUGUACCAGCAAGACUUUAGACCAGUGCAACUGAAGGAGUACGUCAAGUUAGGCGAUGUACUGCACAAGAUCCUGUGGAGUAGUGAGGGAAUGGAAAUUGUACCUGAUAGACAACUGGCAUUUAAUUACUCUGCGGCGGGCGCGAGGUUGGACCCCGACUGGCUGGGGGGCUUGGUAGCUGAAGUAGUCCCAAAGGGCUCCUGCCUCGUUUUUUGCCCAACUAAGCGGAACUGUGAAAACGUGGCUUCGCUGCUCUGCAAGCUGCAACGACGUGAAAUGGCGACUCACCGCUGUGUGGAUCGCGAGGCACUGGAGACAGCGCUACGGGCGGACGGUGCUAGUGGCGAUCUCGCUAGAGCCGUGAGGUUCGGCGUCGCGUACCAUCACGCAGGGCUGUCUAGCGACGAGCGGACGCUGUUGGAGCAUGCCUUUAGGUCGGGAGUGAUAUCCGUGCUGUGCUGCACGUCGACACUGGCGGCAGGUGUGAACUUGCCCGCUCAGAGGGUGAUCAUUCGUGCACCGCUGGUGGGCCGCGACUUCGUCACGCUGAGCGCGUAUCGGCAGAUGGUCGGCCGCGCCGGUCGCGCAGGCGUCUGCGACAUUGGCGAGAGCAUAAUCAUAAGCAGCUCGAGUGACUGGCCGCGGCUGUGCUCCGUUCUGGGCGGCGGACUGGCCCCCGCUAGGAGCGUCCUGGCACAGCAUACAUCUCUCAGCGGGCUCUCCCGCUCUACGGCUCUCGACGGACUCGUGUUGAGCGCCAUAGCUCUCAAGAUGGCCAAUACGAGACCCUUAGUUCGAGAGCUCUUGGAGUGCACUCUCAUGGCCACUGUCUGCAGUGACAACUCCCCAAUCGACGUGAAGCAACUCUGCGAUGAGUCCAUCAGUUCGCUAAUCAAAGGCGGCGCGGUGGAAGUUAUCAACAGAGAUUCUCACAAACCUGUUGUUUCUAAUAGAGAUUACGUCGUAUAUAAUACUAGCGAACUCGCUGUUAGUACAUUGGGAAAAGCUGCUAUCAAAGGCUGUAUGGAGUUGUCAAUCGCGAAGCAACUGCUCAAAGACCUGGAAGUGGCGUCUCAGUCGCUCGUACUUAUGGGCAGCCUUCAUUUGCUGUAUUUGGUCACUCCACAUGACUAUGCUGGGAUCCGACCGGAUUAUAGACAUUAUUACUCGUUGUACUGCAAUCUGGACGAAGAAGAAGUACAAACAGCCAAAAUUCUGGGCAUAACUGAAAUGAACGCCAUUCGCAUGAUGACUGGAAAGCCUAUCACGAAUGUUCCCGAAAAAGUACUUUGUCGUUUCUACUUGGCUUUAAUGCUGCAUGACCUGUGGAAGCAAGUUCCUUUCCCGGCUGUGGCAGACAAGUACUGUAUACCCCGCGGUACCGUGCAAUCAGUGAUGUCGUCAUCGGCAUCGUUCGCGUCGUGCGCGCACAGAAUGUGUGAAGAGCUGGAACAGCUGUGGAGCUUCAAAGCGCUCUUCGCGGAGUUGGCCCCGCGACUGCAGCACUGUGCUGCGCCCGAGUUGAGCCAGCUCAUGGAGCUGCCCGCUGUUAAAAAGGCGCGCGCAUUGCAACUCUUGCGAGCGGGAUACAAGAGGAUAGAAGACCUGGCGAAAGCAAAUGUUGAAGAUCUUACGUCUGCCAUAAUGCACUUGUCCAGGACAGCCGCCAAUCACCUCAUCAGUGCAGCUAGAAUGAUGCUGAUAGAAAAAGUGGAAAAUUUACGAGCCGAAGCAGAGGAUGUCAUGGAAGAACUAAACGCAUAAAAUUGAGACUGACGUGAUACAAGUUGUCAUACUUUUGCAAUCCUUAUUAUGGCCUCUUAAAGCACAUAAUUUGUAAAAAAAAGUUACGUCUGUACUGUGAUAGACAUCGAGUAUAUAUACCGUGGUGAUAGAUUACAAGUAGAUAAAUUUAAAAAUAAUUGGCUAUGAAGUAGAGUUAUAUUAUAUGUUAUCAAAUAUCUAUACGUCGGAAAAUAACCGAUUAUAUGAUUAUGAUGAUGAAAUUGCUGGAAGCUACUAGAUGGAACAUGCCCAAACCC